AUGAAAGACAAAAAUAAGGCAAAACCAGGUUUCUUUCGUGGAACAACACCAAAAACAACAGCACCACUAUCAACGAGAGGACAGAACUUAACGGCAGUUAAACUUCGAGCAAGCGAUAACUUUAUUGAUGAUGGCAAGAUGAAGCUGAACGAUCAUUUAUUUAAUGGCAAUAAAGAUAAUGGUAUCAUCGAUGAAAAGGGCUCGGAGCUAGUGAAAUUCAAUCAGCUCGAACUGCUACGACAAAUAAAGUUUUCGGAACAGUAUAAAAUUAUUGGAUUGAACUUACACCGAAAACGACUUUAUGUGGGCACCAGUGAUGGUCAUGUGCGAAUUAUUGACCCAAAAAAAUAUGGAAAGAGCCGAUUUUUCAAAGCCGAUUUUCAGACUGACGAAAUAAAUUUUGGAACGAACGUUGAUCGCAUGGCAGUGCUACAAAAUGGUUUAUUGGUUUCUCAGAAUGCGCAACAAAUUUCGGUGUUAAAUUCGUCAAAACAAUAUUUUCACGCUAGUGUACCAUUCAAAGGAAAAGCGAUUGCCACUAACGAUACCGAUGUAUGCUUUCUAAUUUACCAUUAG
Molecule: messenger RNA, 576 nt
Organism: Anisakis simplex (herring worm)
Lineage: Eukaryota; Metazoa; Nematoda; Chromadorea; Rhabditida; Anisakidae
Source: the annotation of a GenBank genome assembly